Molecule: messenger RNA, 11291 nt
Organism: Microtus ochrogaster (prairie vole)
Lineage: Eukaryota; Metazoa; Chordata; Mammalia; Rodentia; Cricetidae
Gene: Celsr1
Product: cadherin EGF LAG seven-pass G-type receptor 1
Biological process (GO): G protein-coupled receptor signaling pathway; homophilic cell-cell adhesion; cell surface receptor signaling pathway
Cellular component (GO): plasma membrane
Molecular function (GO): G protein-coupled receptor activity; calcium ion binding
Source: RefSeq, a predicted model, not a curated record
GCGAAACACACCGCCCAGUCAGCAAUCCACCUCCUGGGUCCACUGGCCGUGCGGUGAUCGCAACCCCCGCCCCGCCCCGGGCCCGCCCAGCUUCCCACGCCCGCCCAGCGGAGUCGGUGCUGGGGCCACCUGGAGCCGCCUGGAGCCAGCACUGCUGCAGGUUGAUGCGCGGCGCCCUCCCGGGACGCGCGGAGGAGCCAUCUUGAAACCAACUUGGCAAACUUUCGCAAAGUGCUCUCGAAGUGGAAGCUGCGCGGGAGGCCGGGCGCGCGGCCCCCGGUGUCCGUGCCAGGGCCCCCGGGGAGGCAGAGCGCGGGCCGCCCCGAGGGCCGGGCGCCGGGCGCGCGGGAGCCGCCCCCCGGCUGUGCCGGGUGGAUGCGGAGGUGCGCCGGGUGCAUGGAUUGUGCUCCGGCGCCCGGCUCGGGCUGCGGCUCCGGGCCAUGGCGCCGUCACCGCAGCGCGUGCUGCCCGCGCUGGUAUUGCUGGCCGCCGCCGCCCUGCCUGCUCUGGUGCUUGGAGCAGCCGCCUGGGAACAGCGGGUGCCCGGCGGGGCCCGCGCCUUCGCUCUCGGACCGGGCUGGAUCUACAGGUUGGACACCGCGCGCACGUCUCGGGAGCUGCUGGACGUGAGCCGCGAGGGACUGAUGGCGGGGCGGCGGCGUGGGCCAAGCGCAGGGACCAGGGACUGUGCGCGCUUGGCGGGGAGGCUGCUGCCGCUGCAGGUCCGGUUGGUCACCCACGACUCCCCAACGGCCCCGAGCCUGGUACUGAGGGCGCGCACCUACGGUGCCCGUUGUGGGGUCCGGCUGCGGCGCCGCUCGGUCAGCGGUGCGGAGCUGCGCUCUCGAUCUCUCCGCUCAGUGCCUGGGCUCGGUGAUGCGCUCUGCUUCCCAUUCCCAGGUGGCGGCGCAGCCUCGCUGUCUUCGGUGCUCGAGGCCAUCACUACCUUCCCCUCCUGCAGCUGCCCGCCGCUCUCCGGGACCCGCUGCAGACGCACAACCAUCUGUCUGCCGCCGGGAGGCUCAGCGGGCCUGCGCCUGGUGUGCGCCCUGGGUCGCGCUGCUGGCGCCGUCUGGGUAGAACUGGUAAUAGAGGCAACUCCCGGGACUCCCUCAGAGUCGCCCUCGGUGUCUCCAUCGUUGCCUAGCCUGUCCCAGCCCCGGGAGAGGGCGGUGCGACGGUCUAGACGGGGCGCGGGAAGCAGUACGAGCCCGCAGUUUCCGCUGCCCAGUUACCAGGUGUCAGUGCCUGAGAACCAGCCCGCGGGCACUGCGGUCAUAGAACUGCGCGCGCACGACCCAGACGAAGGGGAAGCCGGACGUCUUAGUUACCAGAUGGAGGCGCUGUUCGAUGAGCGCUCCAAUGGUUACUUCCUCAUUGACGUGGCCACGGGCGCAGUGACCACGGCCCGCCCUCUGGACCGCGAGACCAAGGACACUCAUGUACUCAAAGUUAGUGCUGUGGACCAUGGCUCCCCGCGGCGCUCAGCUGCCACCUACCUCACCGUAACUGUCAGUGACACUAAUGACCACAGCCCAGUUUUUGAGCAGUCUGAGUAUCGAGAACGAAUUCGAGAGAACCUCGAGGUGGGCUAUGAGGUGCUGACCAUCCGUGCCACCGACGGAGACGCGCCUUCCAAUGCCAAUAUGCGCUACCGUCUGCUGGAGGGCGCAGGUGGUGUCUUUGAGAUAGACGCACGAUCAGGUGUGGUGCGCACCCGGGCUGUGGUGGACCGGGAGGAAGCCGCUGAGUACCAGCUGCUGGUGGAGGCCAAUGACCAGGGUCGAAAUCCAGGCCCCCUCAGUGCCUCAGCCACCGUCCAUAUAGUGGUCGAAGACGAGAAUGACAACUACCCCCAGUUCAGUGAGAAGCGCUACGUGGUUCAAGUCCCAGAAGAUGUAGCUGUCAACACUGCUGUGCUUCGGGUCCAGGCCACUGACAGGGACCAGGGACAAAAUGCAGCCAUACACUACAGCAUCGUCAGUGGCAACCUGAAGGGCCAGUUCUACCUGCAUUCGCUUAGUGGGAGUCUGGAUGUCAUCAAUCCCCUGGACUUUGAGGCCAUUCGGGAGUAUACCCUGCGGAUCAAGGCGCAGGAUGGGGGUCGGCCUCCUCUCAUUAAUUCCUCAGGGCUGGUCUCAGUGCAGGUGUUAGAUGUGAAUGACAACGCACCCAUCUUUGUGAGUAGCCCUUUCCAGGCGGCUGUGCUGGAGAAUGUGCCCCUGGGGCACUCCGUGCUGCACAUCCAAGCGGUGGAUGCUGAUGCCGGGGAGAACGCCAGGCUGCAGUACCGCCUGGUGGACACAGUUUCGCCUAGCUUGGGGGGCAGCAGUGUUGACCCUGAGAACCCUGCCUCUGCUCCAGACUUCCCCUUCCAGAUCCAUAACAGCUCAGGCUGGAUUACUGUCUGUGCAGAGUUGGACCGUGAGGCUAUAGAACACUAUAGUUUCGGUGUGGAGGCUGUGGACCACGGCUCACCACCCAUGAGCUCCUCUGCCAGCGUGUCCAUCACCGUGUUGGAUGUAAACGAUAAUGACCCCAUGUUCACACAGCCUGUGUACGAGCUGCGACUGAACGAGGAUGCAGCUGUGGGGAGCAGUGUGCUGACGCUUCGAGCCCGAGACCGUGAUGCCAACAGUGUAAUCACCUACCAGCUGACAGGCGGCAACACCCGGAACCGCUUUGCACUCAGCAGCCAGAGCGGUGGUGGCCUCAUCACCUUGGCCCUGCCCCUGGACUACAAGCAGGAACGGCAGUAUGUGCUGGCUGUGACUGCGUCGGAUGGCACGCGGUCACACACUGCACAGGUCUUCAUCAACGUCACUGAUGCUAAUACCCACAGGCCGGUCUUCCAGAGCUCCCACUACACGGUCAGCGUUAGUGAAGACCGGCCCGUGGGUACCUCCAUUGCCACCAUCAGUGCCACAGAUGAGGAUACAGGUGAGAAUGCCCGCAUCACUUAUGUGUUAGAGGACCCAGUACCACAGUUCCGUAUUGACCCGGACACCGGCACCAUCUAUACCAUGACAGAGCUUGACUAUGAGGAUCAGGCAGCCUACACACUGGCCAUCACCGCUCAGGACAAUGGCAUUCCUCAGAAAUCAGACACCACCUCUCUGGAGAUCCUUAUCCUCGAUGCCAAUGACAAUGUGCCCAGGUUCCUGCGGGAUUUUUACCAGGGUUCCGUUUUCGAGGAUGCGCCCCCAUCUACCAGUGUACUCCAGGUCUCUGCUACCGACAGGGACUCGGGCCCUAAUGGCCGCCUCCUUUACACUUUCCAGGGUGGGGAUGAUGGCGAUGGAGACUUCUACAUUGAACCCACAUCUGGUGUGAUCCGUACCCAGCGCCGGCUGGACAGAGAGAACGUGGCCGUGUACAACCUUCGCGCUCUAGCUGUAGAUCGGGGGAACCCUAGUCCCCUUAGUGCGUCAGUGGAGGUCCAGGUGACUGUCUUGGACAUUAACGACAACCCCCCAGUGUUUGAGAAGGACGAGCUGGAGCUGCUUGUGGAGGAGAACAGCCCCGUGGGUUCAGUGGUGGCGAGAAUAAGAGCCAGUGACCCAGACGAGGGCCCAAAUGCCCAGAUUAUGUAUCAGAUUGUGGAGGGCAACGUGCCUGAGGUCUUCCAGCUGGAUCUACUGAGUGGUGACCUCCGUGCCCUGGUCGAGCUGGAUUUUGAGGUCCGGAGGGACUAUAUGCUGGUGGUGCAGGCCACUUCUGCUCCUCUAGUGAACCGGGCUACCGUGCACAUCCGUCUCCUGGACCAGAAUGACAAUCCCCCAGAGCUGCCUGACUUCCAGAUCCUCUUCAAUAACUAUGUCACCAAUAAAUCCAACAGCUUCCCCAGUGGUGUGAUCGGCCGCAUCCCAGCCCAUGAUCCUGACCUAUCGGACAGCCUCAACUACACCUUUCUGCAGGGCAAUGAGCUGAGCCUGCUGCUGCUGGAUCCCACCACAGGAGAGCUGCAGCUCAGCAGGGACCUGGACAACAAUCGGCCACUGGAGGCGCUUAUGGAGGUGUCUGUGUCAGAUGGCAUCCACAGUGUCACGGCUCUCUGCACUUUGCGGGUAACCAUCAUCACAGAUGACAUGCUGACCAACAGCAUCACCGUCCGCCUAGAGAACAUGUCACAGGAGAAGUUCCUGUCCCCGCUGCUAUCCCUCUUUGUAGAAGGCGUGGCCACAGUACUGUCCACCACCAAGGAUGACAUCUUCGUCUUCAACAUCCAGAAUGACACAGACGUCAGCUCCAACAUCCUGAACGUGACCUUCUCAGCGCUGCUUCCUGGUGGCGCUCGUGGCCGCUUCUUCCCAUCCGAGGACCUGCAGGAGCAGAUAUACCUCAACCGGACACUGUUGACCACCAUCUCUGCCCAGCGCGUGCUGCCCUUUGAUGACAACAUCUGCCUGCGGGAGCCCUGUGAGAACUACAUGAAGUGUGUGUCCGUGCUGAGGUUCGACAGCUCGGCACCCUUCAUCAGCUCUACCACGGUGCUCUUCCGACCCAUCCAUCCCAUCACUGGCCUGCGCUGCCGCUGCCCCCCAGGCUUCACCGGCGACUACUGCGAGACUGAAAUUGACCUUUGCUACUCCAGCCCAUGUGGAGCCAACGGCCGGUGCCGGAGCCGAGAGGGUGGCUACACUUGCGAGUGCUUUGAGGACUUUACUGGGGAGCAUUGCCAGGUGAACGUUCGCUCAGGCCGCUGUGCCAGUGGCGUGUGCAAAAACGGGGGUACCUGUGUGAACCUGCUCAUUGGAGGCUUCCACUGCGUAUGCCCGCCUGGCGAGUAUGAGCAUCCCUACUGCGAAGUCAGCACCAGGAGCUUCCCGCCCCAGUCCUUUGUCACCUUCCGCGGCUUGCGGCAGCGUUUCCACUUCACCGUCUCCCUUUCGUUUGCCACCCAAGACAGGAACGCCCUGCUGCUCUACAAUGGCCGCUUCAAUGAGAAGCAUGACUUCAUCGCCCUGGAGAUUGUGGAGGAGCAGCUGCAGCUCACGUUCUCAGCAGGUGAGACCACAACCACGGUGACCCCGCAGGUUCCUGGCGGUGUGAGUGAUGGGCGGUGGCAUUCGGUGCUGGUGCAGUACUACAACAAGCCCAACAUCGGCCACCUGGGCCUGCCGCAUGGGCCAUCGGGAGAGAAGGUGGCCGUGGUAACGGUGGAUGACUGUGACGCUGCUGUGGCCGUGCACUUUGGAAGUUAUGUUGGGAACUACAGCUGUGCUGCCCAGGGCACUCAGAGUGGCUCCAAGAAGUCACUGGAUCUGACUGGACCUCUGCUCCUGGGUGGUGUCCCCAACCUGCCAGAAGACUUCCCCGUGCAUAGCCGGCAGUUUGUGGGAUGCAUGCGGAACCUGUCCGUCGAUGGCAGGAUUGUGGACAUGGCUGCAUUCAUUGCCAACAAUGGCACCAGGGCAGGCUGUGCUUCUCAGAGGAACUUCUGCGAUGGGAUCUCAUGCCAGAACGGGGGUACCUGUGUGAAUAGGUGGAACACGUACCUGUGUGACUGUCCUCUGCGCUUCGGUGGGAAGAACUGCGAACAAGUUAUGCCACAUCCGCAGCGCUUCAGUGGCGAGAGCGUUGUGUCCUGGAGUGACCUCGAUAUCACCAUCUCUGUGCCUUGGUACCUGGGGCUCAUGUUCCGGACCCGGAAGGAGGAUGGUGUGCUGAUGGAAGCCACAGCCGGCACAUCUUCCAAACUCCAUCUCCAGAUUCUCAACAGCUACAUCCAAUUCGAGGUCUCCCAUGGCCCUUCCGACGUGGCAUCCAUGCAGCUGUCCAAGUCCCGGGUAACCGACGGAGAAUGGCACCACGUGCUGAUAGAACUGAGGAGUGCCAAGGAGGGCAAGGACAUCAAAUACCUGGCCGUCAUGACCUUGGACUAUGGGAUGGACCAAAGCACAGUGCAAAUUGGGAACCAGCUUCCGGGGUUAAAGAUGCGGACUAUCGUCAUCGGAGGUGUGUCUGAGGACAAGUUGUCCGUGCGCCAUGGUUUCCGAGGCUGUAUGCAGGGCGUGAGGAUGGGGGAGACGUCUACCAACAUUGCCACCCUGAACAUGAAUGACGCCCUCAAGGUCAGGGUAAAGGACGGUUGUGACGUGGAGGACCCGUGUGCCUCAGACCCCUGCCCUCCACACAGCCACUGCCGUGACACCUGGGAUAGCUACUCCUGCAUCUGCGACAGAGGGUACUUUGGAAGAAAGUGUGUGGACGCGUGUCUCCUGAAUCCCUGCAAGCAUGUAGCAGCGUGUGUGCGCGCCCCCAACAGUCCCCGAGGCUACUCCUGCGAAUGCGGGCCCGGCCACUAUGGGCAGUACUGUGAGAACAAAGUCGACCUUCCAUGCCCCAAAGGCUGGUGGGGGAACCCGGUGUGUGGCCCCUGUCACUGUGCCGUCAGUCAAGGCUUUGAUCCAGACUGCAACAAGACCAAUGGCCAAUGCCAGUGCAAGGAGAAUUACUACAAGCCCCCAGCCCAGGAUGCCUGCCUUCCCUGUGACUGCUUCCCCCAUGGCUCCCACAGCCGUGCCUGCGACAUGGACACUGGGCAGUGUGCCUGCAAGCCUGGCGUUAUCGGCCGCCAGUGCAACCGCUGUGAUAACCCCUUUGCCGAGGUCACCUCACUUGGUUGUGAAGUGAUCUACAAUGGGUGUCCCAGAGCAUUUGAGGCUGGCAUCUGGUGGCCACAGACGAAAUUUGGACAGCCAGCAGCGGUGCCAUGCCCCAAAGGAUCAGUGGGCAAUGCAGUUCGGCACUGCAGCGGGGAGAAGGGCUGGCUUCCCCCAGAGCUCUUCAACUGUACCUCAGGCUCCUUUGUGGAUCUCAAGGCCAUGAAUGAGAAGCUGAGCCGCAACGAGACAAGGAUGGAUGGAGACAGGUCCCUGAGGCUGGCAAAGGCGCUGAGGAACGCCACACAGCGCAAUGGCACACUCUUUGGCAAUGAUGUGCGCACUGCCUACCAGCUGCUGGCCCGCAUCCUCCAGCAUGAGAGCCACCAACAGGGUUUCGACUUGGCAGCCACUCGGGAGGCUAAUUUCCACGAGGAUGUUGUCCAGACGGGCAGUGCCCUCCUGGCCCCGGCUACCCAGGCAUCGUGGGAACAGAUCCAGCGAAGUGAGGGCGGCGCCGCACAGCUCCUGAGGCACUUCGAGGCGUACUUCAGCAACGUGGCACGGAAUGUGAAAAGGACCUAUCUGAGACCCUUCAUCAUCAUCACCGCCAACAUGAUUCUUGCAGUUGAUGUCUUCGACAAGUUUAACUUCACCGGUGCCCAGGUGCCAAGGUUUGAGAACAUUCGGGAAGAGUUCCCAAGGGAGUUGGAGUCCUCCGUGUCCUUCCCAGCUGACACCUUCAAACCACCAGAGAAAAAAGAAAGCCCCACAGUGAGGCUGGGCAACCGAAGGGCUGCACCACAGACGCCACAACCAGAAGCCAGGGCUGAGAGAGAAACCUCAUUCAGCAGACAGAGGAGACACCCCGACGAGCCUGGCCAGUUUGCCAUUGCCCUGGUCAUCAUUUACCGGACUCUGGGUCAGCUGCUGCCUGAACACUAUGACCCGGAUCACCGCAGCCUCCGAUUGCCUAACCGGCCCGUCAUCAACACCCCAGUUGUGAGUGCCAUGGUGUACAGUGAGGGGACCCCACUCCCCUCUCUGCAGAGGCCCGUCUUGGUGGAAUUUGCCUUGUUGGAGACGGAGGAGCGAAGCAAGCCUGUCUGUGUAUUCUGGAACCACUCCCUUGACAUUGGUGGGACUGGAGGGUGGUCAGCCAAGGGCUGUGAGCUGCUGUCAAGGAACCGGACCCAUGUCACCUGCCAGUGUAGCCACUCGACCAGCUGCGCGGUGCUCAUGGACAUUUCAAGGCGUGAGCAUGGCGAGGUUCUGCCUCUGAAGAUCAUCACCUAUGCCGCCCUGUCCUUGUCCCUGGUGGCCCUCCUGGUGGCCUUUGUCCUGCUCUCCCUCGUCCGGACACUGCGCUCCAACCUACACAGCAUCCACAAGAACCUCAUUGGGGCGCUCUUCUUCUCUCAGCUCAUCUUCCUGGUCGGGAUCAACCAGACCGAGAACCCGUUUCUCUGCACGGUUGUCGCCAUCCUCCUGCAUUAUGCCUCCAUGAGCACCUUUGCCUGGACCCUGGUGGAGAACUUGCAUGUCUACCGCAUGCUGACCGAAGUACGCAACAUCGACACGGGGCCCAUGAGGUUCUACCAUGUGGUGGGCUGGGGCAUCCCUGCCAUUGUCACAGGACUGGCUGUUGGCCUGGACCCUCAGGGCUACGGGAACCCUGACUUCUGCUGGCUGUCCCUUCAGGACAGCCUGAUCUGGAGCUUUGCUGGGCCUGUAGGAAUGGUUAUAAUCAUCAACACAGUCAUCUUCGUCCUGUCUGCCAAGGUUGCCUGCCAGAGAAAGCGCCAUUAUUAUGAGAGAAAGGGGGUUGUCUCCCUGCUGAGGACCGCCUUCCUCCUCCUGCUGCUUGUCAGUGCCACCUGGCUGCUGGGACUACUGGCUGUAAACAGUGACACCCUGAGUUUCCAUUACCUCUUUGCUGCCUUCAGCUGCUUGCAGGGCCUCUUUGUCCUCCUGUUCCACUGCGUGACCCACAGGGAGGUACGGAAGCACCUGAGGGCAGUGCUGGCUGGGAAGAAGCUGCACCUGGAUGACUCAGCCGCCACAAGGGCCACCUUGCUAACGCGAUCCCUCAACUGCAACAACACAUACAGCGAAGGACCAGACAUGCUCCGCACGGCCCUGGGCGAGUCCACAGCCUCUCUGGACAGUACCACCAGGGAUGAAGGGGUCCAGAAGCUCAGUGUGUCCUCUGGACCAGCACGUGGUAGCCAUGGAGAACCAGAUACAUCCUUCAUCCCUAGGAACUCUAAGAAACCUCAUGGCCCUGACUCUGACUCCGACAGUGAACUGUCCCUGGAUGAGCACAGCAGCUCCUACGCCUCUUCACACUCAUCGGACAGCGAGGACGAUGGUGGAGAUGCUGAAGACAAAUGGAAUCCGGCUGGGGGCCCCAUCCACAGCACCCCAAAAGAUGCUCUAGCCAACCAUGUCCAAGCUGGCUGGCCCGAUGAGAGCCUGGCUGGGAGCGACAGUGAGGAGCUGGAUGCGGAGCCCCACCUGAAGGUGGAGACCAAGGUCAGCGUGGAGCUGCACCGGCAGGCACAGGGCAAUCACUGUGGCGACCGGCCCCCUGACCUGGAAAGUGGGGUCCUGGCAAAGCCAGUGGCUGUGCUCAGCAGCCAGCCCCAGGAGCAACGGAAAGGCAUCCUGAAAAACAAAGUCACCUACCCGCCACCGCUACCAGAGCAGCCGCUGAAGUGCCGGCUGCGAGAGAAGCUGGCCGACUGUGAGCAAAGCCCCUCGUCAUCCCGCACAUCCUCCCUCGGCUCCGGUGAUGGCGUCCGUGCCACCGACUGUGUCAUUACCAUCAAGACUCCAAGGAGGGAGCCAGGCCGUGAACACCUCAAUGGGGUGGCCAUGAAUGUAUGCACAGGGAGUGCUCAGGCCAAUGGCUCUGACUCGGAGAAACCAUGAGGCACAGUCAACCCUACAGACUGCCAGUCAAGCCCUGGGACCUAGACGCAGACAGGCCCUUGGUAUGAGGGUCCCUGCAACAGCAGCUGGCUCUACACGGAAUGUUCAGAUGGGAAGCUCAGGGCCCAUCAGACUAUGUGACAAGUGCCAAAGUCACAGGCAUGUCUCAAGAGGGAGACACAGACUUUAGGCAGGCAUGGCUCCGUCCUCAGACUGCAGACAGAACCCAAACUAUGCUGCUGACCUGGCCACAAGAGGCCUAGACAGAAGCCACAGAGCCCAAGCUAGCCGCGGUGAAUCACUAUGCCAGGCCCUUCAGCCUGCCAGAGUUCAGAUACUGGACACAGGCCAAGGCCCAGCUCUCCUCACAGCACAAGCCUAUAGUCACCAGCCUGAGUCUCUGCAAAGGUACCCUGUGUCUUAAAUUGCUGUUUAAAGUUGUAAAUACGUAUAAAUCUGUCCUGGACUUGGAGAAGAUGGGAACCUAUGUAUAUUUUACAACGUCCUGACUUUGCUUACACUGGAGAGCCAUGAAAUGGCAUCUCAAUAUAUUGCCCAAGGAGGCCUACACAGUUGUACUUAUGUCUGGAAGAAUCAACACAGCUGGUCCCAGUGCCCAGGCAGGAAGGACAAGGGCGCUGAUGUUGAUAUAGUCAUCACAAACUCCAGCAACUGCUUCCAGCAAGCAGGGAGUGUGGUGUUCUGCUGGCCUUCAGAGCACACAAAUGUGUGCACUCUCCAGGAUGGGGCUGGCCUGUGAAGUGUGACUGCCACUGCUGGUUUCACACAGGGUGAAAUCCCCAGCACUCUGCCACUCCCACACCCUUGUGCCAGCUCUACUCCUGAUACAGAGGGGCUUCUCUGGAGCAUCCCUGUCAGCCCAGUACUGCGGGAGAGAAUUUCUUUGUCCCUGCUCCUGCUCCCCAUAGGAUCUCAGAGGAAUCAUGUUCCUGAGUCAGAGGGACCCCUGAGGUCUUCCAGAAUGUCACAUUCCUUCCUGCCAAUGUUCUACUCUUUCAAACUCCAGAGCUCUCUGGGCAGGCAGGGGCUCCACCCCCGAAAUCUGACCAAUGACAUCACUUUGCUUUAAGUGGCCAAUUGUGCAGAGAAACAAAGCCACAGUCCCAGUUUUCAAUGGUUAGCAAAUUCUUUUUGGAAACUCACACCAAGGGCUACUGUGAUCAGGCCGCCACAAGCCACCGUGCGGCCAAGCCCAAGAAGAGAUGGGGCCCAGAGUUACUGACACACUUCAGCACUCAUUGCUGUUGGAAUCGGGUGGACAUGAGCUGCACAGCUGCUGGCGAAUGGGAGAAACCAGGGCGUCAAAUGCGACGACUUUCACACCAUGCUGCACGCUGAGAGAUCAGAACUGCUAAUGAUUGACUCGUGUCAGAGGAAAGCCCACAUGAUGUGGUCUGAGGUCACUCAUUACCACGAGGCUGAAGGGAGGCCCAGGCGGCCUCUGAGGAUGCAAGGACACAAAGAAUGAAACACAGGGAGCUUCAGUCUCCAGGAGCUGGAGCACUGUGAUUGCUCCCAAUGCCGCAGCUCCACGCCACCCCAGAAGGUGGAGUUUUUAAUUUGAUCAUAACUGUUACAAAAACAAAACAAGCUGUCAGUUUUAAACUGUUUUUAUGACCUAAGACUACAGGUUCAACACUGGAGGUUUUUAACAAGUGUAUUUAUUACUGUUCGGCACUGGGUGACAACACAGGUGAGACACAGCUAUAAUAAAUUAAAAUUUGUGGAUUU